Odocoileus virginianus texanus is the source of this 5430-nucleotide messenger RNA. The record is from RefSeq and is a predicted model, not a curated record. NCBI's taxonomy places the organism in Eukaryota, Metazoa, Chordata, Mammalia, Artiodactyla, Cervidae.
GUCAUGGCCGAGUAUCACCUCCGAGUUGGGAGGCUGGGGAGCACCAGAGCCAGGGGGUGGGAGGUGAGUGGAGGCCUGGGGAGCCCUGUUGUCUGUGGGCUCAGCUGUCCCCAUCAUGGCAGGGCAGUGUGACCUUCAAGGAUGUGUUCGUGUACUUCUCCCGGGAGGAGUGGGAGCUGCUGGAGGAACCUCAGAGACUCCUGUACCGCAGUGUGAUGCUGGAGAACUUCGCACACGUGGCUGCCUUGGGUUGUUGGUGUGAAGCAGACAAUGAGGAGGCCCCUUCCGAGCAGAGUGUUUGUGUAGAAGGAGUGUCAGAGGUCAGGACUCCUGAGUCCUGUUCACUUAUCCAGAAAGUCCAUCCGUGUGAGAGAAGUGACCCGCUCUUGAAAGACAUUUUCCAGCUGGCUGAACAUCAGGGUUCAUGCCCUGCACAGAACCUGGACACACAUGACCCCUGUGGGCGAGGAUUCCUGUUGAGUGAGAACUUUCAUCAGCACCAGAAACCACGUAGUGGGAACAAUCCCAUCCAAGGGGAUGGUGAUGAGGCCUCAUGUGUGAAGAGCUGUGCCACCUACGAGUUAGGGAGACCUUUUACUUGCAGGGGGAAAGGGAUGGACGUGCUGGAUAGCUCUAGCCUUUUCCAGCAUCAGAGCACUCACAGUGGACUGAGUCCAUGCAGAACAGCUGAGUUUGUGGAAUCAUUUGCACACAAGUCCAGUUUCAGGCGACACCAGGGAGACAGUGAUGAACUGAUGUUUUUCAAUUGCACUGAUGAUGAGAAAGCCUUCAUGAACGCCUUCACUCUCCUCGACAACCAGAUAACUCAGGCGGUUGAAGUGCGAUCCUUUAGGUGCCUACCUUGUGGAAAUUUGUCCAAGGAGAAAUCCACUCUUAUUCGUCACAGAAAACUUCAUGGUGGGGAAACAUCACAUGUGUGUACGGAGUGUGGCAAGGCCUUCAUUCACUUGUCUCACCUAAAAACUCACCAGAAAUUUCACACUGGCAAAAGACAAUAUACAUGCAGUGAAUGUGGAAAGGCCUUUAGCCGCAAAGACACACUUGUGCAGCACCAGAGAGUUCACACUGGAGAAAGGUCCUAUGACUGCACUGAAUGUGGAAAAGCCUACAGCAGAAGUUCUCACCUCGUUCAGCACCAGAGAAUUCACACUGGAGAAAGGCCUUAUAAGUGCAGUGAAUGUGGGAAGGCCUUCAGUCGUAAAGACACACUUGUGCAGCACCAGAGAUUUCACACAGGGGAGAGGCCUUAUGAGUGCAGUGAAUGUGGAAAAUUCUUUAGCCAAAGUUCUCACCUUAUUGAACACUGGAGAAUUCACACUGGGGCGAGGCCUUAUGAGUGCAUUGAAUGUGGAAAAUUCUUUAGCCAUAACUCCAGCCUCAUUAAACAUAGGAGAGUCCACACAGGAGCAAAGUCUUAUGUGUGCGGCAAAUGCGGGAAGGCUUUUGGCUGCAAAGACACACUUGUUCAGCACCAGAUAAUUCACACUGGAGCACGGCCUUAUGAGUGCAGUGAGUGUGGGAAGGCCUUUAGCCGUAAAGAUACGCUUGUGCAGCACCGGAAAAUCCACACUGGAGAAAGGCCUUAUGAGUGCAGUGACUGUGGAAAAUUCUUUAGCCAUAGCUCCAACCUGAUUGUGCACCAGAGAAUUCACACUGGAGCGAAGCCUUAUGAAUGCAGUGAAUGUGGGAAAUGCUUUAGCCACAAUUCCAGCCUCAUUCUACACCAGAGAGUUCACAGUGGAGCAAGGCCUUAUGUGUGUAGUGAAUGCGGAAAAGCGUACAUCAGUAGCUCCCACCUUGUUCAACACAAGAAAGUUCACACUGGAGCGAGACCUUAUGAGUGCAGUGAAUGCGGGAAAUUCUUUAGCCGCAACUCUAGCCUCAUUCUACACCAGAGAGUUCACACUGGAGAAAAGCCUUACGUGUGCAGUGAAUGUGGGAAGGCCUACAGCAGAAGCUCCCAUCUUGAGGGCCACCGGAGAGUCCACACUGGAGAAAGGCCUUAUAAGUGCAGGGAAUGUGGGAAAGCUUUUAGCAACAAACCCACACUUGUUCGGCACCAGCGAAUUCACACUGGAGAAAAGCCUUAUGAGUGUAGUGAAUGUGGGAAAUUCUUUAGCCAAAGCUCCAGCCUGAGUGAACAUCAGAGAAUUCACACUGGGUCACGGCCUUAUAAAUGCAAUGAAUGUGGAAAAUUCUUUACAUCGAACUCCAAUUUAAUUAAACACAGGCGGGUUCACACAGGCACAAGGCCUUAUGAGUGCAGUGAAUGUGGGAAAUUUUUUAACCAAAGUCCCAGCCUCAUUAAGCAUCAGAGGAUCCACACUGGUGAAAGGCCAUAUGAAUGUAGUGAAUGUGGAAAAGUUUUUAGCCAAAGCUCUACUCUCAUCAAGCACCAGAGAGUUCACACUGGAGCAAGGCCUUAUAAAUGCAUUGAAUGUGGAAAACUUUUUAGCCAAAGCUUUGGCCUCACUCAACACCAGAGAAUUCAUACUGGAGAAAGAUCAUACAAGUGCACUGAAUGUGAAGAAUUCUUUAGCCAAAGCACCCAGCUUACUCAACACCGAAAAAUUCACACCAGAGCAGGGCCUCUCAAGUGCAGCAAAUGUGGAAAAGUCUUUAGUCAAAGGUCUACUCUGAUUGAGCACCAGAAACAUCACAGCCCAGAUAGACCCUAUGAGUGCAGUGAGUGUAAGAAAGCUUUCAGCCGAAGGUCUAACCUUCUUCGUCACCAGAAAGUUCAUACUGGACAAAGACCUUCUAAUAAGAUGAGCAGAGAAGCAAAUAAUGCACUGUCUCCUUAGCUAACACAUCUUACCGAACAGGCUCUGUGAGGGACUCAUCAGCUGGAAGUUGAAUGCCACCACCUGCACAGCCCUAGUGUGGAGAUUACCUGUGGGUGCCCGGUUCAUUGGAAGCUUUUAAGAAGCUAUGCUGUACUUUCUAAUGUGCCCGUGUCCCUUUCCAGACUUAUGUCACUGUGAGUUUCUGUGGUAAAAAUCAUCUUCUACCAACUGGUGGUCACUUCAGUGUGAUCAGAGUUGGUAGACUUUUGUGCUCCUGCUUCUAUGGAGGAAAGCUUAAGUAGCCUGAGCACUUGGAUGUUAUUCUCUUAUUUCUAACUGACUAGAACAUUGGCUUAGCCAUCUUUGACCAAGGUGACCCAGUCUGCCUUCUGCUGGUGGCUUUGUUUCAUGUCAUGCUCAGAAUGGGUUUUUCCAGCUGUGUGUCACCUGUUUGGGAACUCUGUAUUCCUCAGUGAGGACAGUAUCAUGGCAGAGAGUAGUUUUCAUUGCAGUUUUGGUCUAAUUUGCAUUGUUGUCCAAGGCCUCCUGGGGUAGACUACAGGGCUUUGUUGUGACCUGAAUGUCAUAAUUUUUGUUUGCAGAGGUCACCCUGAGAUGAGGGCAGCCGUGAGAACCACCAGUGAUUUUUAGAACAGCAUGAAUGUUCUCUUUUCACACGGGAUGUCACAUAAUCCCCCCAGUACUGUUCAAGGGAAGGAGUUCUCUAGGUCCAGCUGGAACAGAGCCACGUACCACAAUGUCCACAACAUGGCAGGCUGGCGUUGUGUUAGAUUACAGACACUGAGCAGGAACCAUACUUGGUACAGAAGACACUUGGGGAAUUAAUAGGUCCUGAGAGACUAGCAAAGAAGAAGGAAUGGGCCUUUUCUAAAGUUUCAUCCACAAUGUAACUAGUUGUUUAGGAGAUUUUUAAAAGAAAUUCUCUGGAUCUACAGAGUUACUUCGUCCUGAGCCUCCAGUCAGAGUCAGACUGAAUAAUGUAAAGGUUUUAGGAUCCUCAUAGCAUCUGCAGAUUGUUUUAUCUCAAGGCCAUUGCUGCACAGUUGUGGAGGGAAAAAAGAGGGAGAGUAGAAUCCUGUAGUCCAGGUGUGUAAUUUUUUUUAGGACCCAGGCAGAGUUCCUGGAGAACUUAAGUGGAAACACCUUCCAUUGCUCAUCUGCGUUCAUUUCUACUGGGACUCAACCCCUUGCAUGAGGCAUGGAGAGGUGAUACAGUUAAUGUGUUGGUUUCCAGAAUUCUACUUUUCUAAAAAGGACAUUUGGAUUUUUAUGUGAAGCCAAUUUUUAUUUAAACUUAAUUGAGCUGUAUAGUUGAUAUGAAGUGGAUUGAAUAGACUUAAAAUGUAUAGCUUGGUAACUUUUACCAUGUGUAAAAUCACAGAACCACCAUAAUAACAAACAUCCAUUACUCCCACAUCUACCUUCUGAAAUCUCCCUGGGAUCCCAGGCAACUGGGAUUUAAUUUCUUUAUUUCACAUUCUAUUAGUUAAUGUUUUCUAGAACUUUAAUGUCAUUGGAAUGUUAAUGUGUUUACUCUUGUAUAUGCCUUUUUCUUUCAUGUUACAUAAUUAUCUUGAGAAUUAUCCACAUUGCAGAUAUGAGUGGUUGUGUUUUUGUUUGUCUUUGCCAUGCCACAAGGUUUUGGGAUCUUAGUUCCCCAAGCAGGGAUUGAACCCAGGCCCUCAGUGGUGAAAGCACAGAGACCACAGGGGAAUUACCUGAUGGUUAAUUUUUUUAAUUCCUGAAAAAUACAUUGUUUGGAUACACUACCUGUUGACUGUUUAUCCAUUUAUCUGUUAAUGGAUGAAUGGGAUUUUGUCUUUGUUUACAGCUUGGCUGUCACAGAAAGUUUACUGUGAACAUGUACAUAAAUGUUCUUAAGUGAAUAUAUGGUUUCAUAUUCUAAAGUGAAUGACCACCCUUUUGCAUUCCCCAUCAACAGUACUGGGAGCAUUCCAACUCCCCUGUAUUCCUCCCCUGUACUUGUUUGGUAUGGUCAGCAUAUUAAAUAUCACCUCUGUUUUCAAAGUGUGCACUUACCUCACCAUUGCCUGAUGGUCUGUCUGGUUGAACAUUUUUAAUGUGUUCACUUGCCAAAUGCAUAUCUUUUGAUAAAAUGUUCAGAAUAGUUAUUUACCAUUUGGUACUGAAUUUUGGCUGAUAUUUCCUUUUUUAUGAAUAACUAAGAAGACAAUAAAAGAAAUGUGUUAGAACUUGACUUUUCUUCAGUUCAGCUUGGCUGGGUGGAAUGAAUGUUUGUGGUAUUCCCCAUAUGUAAUCCUCAUUAUUAACUCAUUCUGUACUACUUUCUAAAGUCUCAAAAAUUUAUAAAACAGCAAAUCGACCCUGGUUGUAGUGUUGCCAUUUUCCCUGGUACAAAUACUCCAAACUAUGGCAAUUUCAAGCUGUGAAUGAGGUUGUUACCAAACCAGGUAACAUUUCCAGAGGUGCACAAGCCAGCAACUGAGACACCAGGACUUAAGCAAGGGCGCAACUGGAACCUGCCAACAUGGUUCCUCUUGGAGUCCUUCACAUUAUGCCAUCUUCCUUUGCUACUCUUUAUCUGUAUCCUUUUCACUGUAAUAAACUGUAGCCACUGAGA